This is a messenger RNA of Triplophysa dalaica, 1820 nucleotides long. RefSeq names its product otopetrin 1 (gene otop1). NCBI's taxonomy places the organism in Eukaryota, Metazoa, Chordata, Actinopteri, Cypriniformes, Nemacheilidae. Gene Ontology annotation, biological process: inner ear morphogenesis; proton transmembrane transport. The transcript has 6 exons. Gene Ontology annotation, molecular function: proton channel activity. Gene Ontology annotation, cellular component: membrane. The coding region runs from base 57 to 1817 and encodes 586 amino acids. The record is from RefSeq and is a predicted model, not a curated record.
CGAAACAUGCGUGAUCUCUGAGCGCGUAGCGCAUUUGGAGACGCGUCGCCGGCACCAUGGUGGAGCACAGCGGCCUGGACAUCAUGUGUAUGAACAAAUACAGCCCCGGCUCCUCCACCGACACGGAGAAGAAACUUUUCACGCGGCUCAAGGUGAGUUUGACCAAGAGGUACCCGCAGAAGAACGCGGAGACGCUGAGCGCGCAGUACGGCGCCAACCUGCUGCUCAUCGGCGUGUCCGUGAUGCUCGCGGUCGCCCAGCACGGUCCCGUCGUCAGGGAGGAACACCUGCUCACCUUCAUCACGGUGCUGAUGCUCGUGCAGCUCGCGUGGAUGCUCUGCUACAUGAUCCGGAGGGAGCGCGAGCGCAGUCCGUUGCCGGAGAGGGACGCGCACGUAGGGACCAGCUGGAUACGAGGUGGACUGACGAUGCUGGCGUUACUCUCCCUGAUCAUGGACGCGUUCCGCAUCGGGUACUUUGUGGGCUAUCACUCGUGCAUCUCUGCGGUUCUGGGGGUCUAUCCCAUCAUCCACGCGCUCCACACCAUCUCUCAGGUUCAUUUUCUUUGGUUCCACAUCAAAGACGUCAUCAAGAAAUAUGAAACGUUUGAAAGGUUUGGGGUGAUUCACGCCGUGUUCACUAACCUGCUGCUCUGGUGUAAUGGAGUGAUGUCAGAGGCUGAACAUUUCCUCAACAAUCACAGGAGGAGAUUAACCGCACUGGGAUACGCAAACCACACCACAGUGGAGGAGGAGCCUCAAUGUAACUGCAGCACAAGCGUAUGCUCCAUGUUUUCCACCAGUCUCUACUAUCUGUACCCCUUCAACAUCGAGUAUCACAUCUUUGUGUCGGCGAUGUUGUUCGUCAUGUGGAAGAACAUCGGCCGGACACUGGACCACCACACCAACCACAAGCGGCCGUCCACACGCAGCUCUGGCCUUCUGCUCGGGCCGGUUCUGGGUCUGCUGGCUCUGGCCAGCUCCAUCACAGUACUGGUGGUGUAUCUCAUCCACGUGGAGAAGUCCAUGCAGACGCGCGAGGCGGCCGUUUCCAUGUUCUACUGCUACGGGGUGGUGAUGCUGGUGUGCAUGUGCGGGGCCAGCGGAACCGGACUCCUCAUAUACCGGAUGGAGGACUGGCCAAUGGACACCGGGCAGAACCCGUCCCGUGCGCUGGACUCGGAUCUGUUGCUGGGCUCGUCGCUGGGGUCAUGGCUGAUGUCGUGGUGCAGCGUGGUGGCUGUCGGAGCGAGUCAAAGUUCACCGAGCUACCGCUGGACGUGUCUGGCCUACUCUCUUCUGCUGGUUCUGGAGAAGUGUGUUCAGAACCUCUUCAUUGUGGAGUCGCUGUACCGCAGGCACACAGAUCCAGCCGGGGGUGAAGAAGGUUCCGGGUCGGUGCCUGAGAUCUUCUCUGUGGCCUCUUCGAUGGUUCCGCCAUACGACGGCAUUGUGAACCGGGCGUACGAGACGCAGGACAAGCGCUGCACUCCUCUCGAGAACGAGGCGCACGAGAACCGUCAGGUGUACAGCAGGAAGUGCUCUGGAGUUAGACUUCCUGUGGGAAACAGCCUAAACGUGACGCCCGGAAGAAAGAGACAGGUCCUGAAGAACAUCACCAUCUUUCUCUUCAUGUGCAACAUCUCGUUGUGGCUUCUCCCGGCGUUCGGCUGUCGGCCGCAGUACGACAAUCAUCUGGAGCAGGAGAUAUUCGGCUUCAGCGCGUGGAGCACCGUUCUGAACGUGGCCAUUCCUCUCAACCUCUUCUACCGCAUGCACUCUGUGGCGUCUCUCUUCGAGGUUUUCCGGAAGGUUUGAGCA